This is a messenger RNA of Lacerta agilis (Sand lizard), 1605 nucleotides long. RefSeq lists its product as uncharacterized. Gene Ontology annotation, biological process: DNA integration. Gene Ontology annotation, molecular function: nucleic acid binding; iron ion binding; monooxygenase activity. The transcript is spliced from 6 exons. The record is from RefSeq and is a predicted model, not a curated record. Lineage: Eukaryota; Metazoa; Chordata; Lepidosauria; Squamata; Lacertidae. The annotation marks the transcript as partial.
AUGGCUUCACUACUGCCUCUACCCUCAUAUUCUCCAGCAACGGAGUCCUGGGAGUCUUAUCUUGAACAAUUUGAAUGCUACCUCGAGGCAAACGCUUUCACCGAUCUGACAGACAGUCAGGAGACAGCUCUUUUCCUCACUGUCUGUGGCUCAGAAGUCUUCGAGACGGCUCAGGCUCUUGUUGCCCCACUUGCUAUGCAGGCUGCAGCUUGGGACACGCUGAUGGAGAAACUCAAGGGACACUAUGCGCCCAAAAUCUCCAGAAUCGCUGCCCAUCAUGUGUUCCAUCAUCGAAUCCAAAUUGAGGGGGAGACAAUCUGUGAAUUUCUCUCAGGAAGACUGCAUAUCACUUCCGAUCUCACUCUCAAACAUGCCAUCGAGGAAGCCCAAGCCGUGGAGGCAGCGAAACAUUCAACAACAGAGAUCCGCAAGGGCAACAGCCCAACAAUUCCAAAGAAACUGACCCCAGUCCACCAUGGAGAGAUCAGCGAAUCCAAGAGCUGCUCAGACGAAGAGGAUGACAUCUGCCACAUCAAGCAGGAACAUGGAAAGGUCAAAGGAAACAAGAAAUCAUUGGCAAGGUAUGCUAACAAGGACUGCCACGCCUUCACCAACUACCGCUGUUCGGCCGAGCUGACAGUUGUCCGGGCUGAUGGGUCUGAGCACUGGAAAAUUUAUGUCACCGUGACUAUUGAGGGCAAACCAUGUGACAUGGAAGUUGACACAGGCUCUUCCCUGUCCAUCGUCUCUUGGAGGGCUCGCAUUUGUUUGGGAAUGCAGCUGGCAAAGAUUGAAAUAUUCAUCUUCCUGACCAACUUGCUGAGGGCAUUCAGCUUCCAGCUGCCAGAAGGAGUCAAAGAAAUCAAUCAAGAGGCUAUUGGAAUUGUCCGGAUGAAGGCAUUGGCCCGUAGCUAUGUGUGGUGGCCAGGCAUAGAUGCGGAGAUAGAGGGUUGGGUGAAACGUUGCGAGCCCUGCCAGGUCUCUCGGCCGGAUCCACCCAAGGCUCCAGUACAGUCCUGGGAGCCCACACAGUCCCCAUGGUCCCGGGUGCAUGUGGACUUCGUGGGGCCUUUUCAGGGCCAACACUUCCUAAUAGUGGUCGACUCUCAGUCCAAGUGGCUAGAGGUGGUGCCAACCUCAACCGUGUCCACGAGAGCAACUAUAAAUGCGCUUAGGAAGCUAUUUGCAACACAUGGCUUGCCAGACACGCUGGUGAGUGAUAAUGGGACCGCUUUUACUUCAGCGGAAUUCAAAGAAUUUCUCCGGUUAGCGGAGUUCUUAUUGGCCCAACACACCACCCCAAGCGUAGUAACCGGCCGGAGCCCAGCGGAGUUGCUUAUGGGAAGGAGGCUCACUACCCUCCUUGAUCAUAUGCACCCCGACCGGGCUCUUGAGCAACGGCCAUCGACUGUGGUGCAGGGGGCUCCUAGAGGGUUCUUCCCGGGGGACACUGUGUACGUCCGGAACUAUGGGCCCGGACAGGGUUGGGUCCCAGGUACCAUUGCCCGCUGUACAGGUCCGGUCUCCUACGAGGUAGGGCUGGAGGGGGGUCUGGUUUGGAAGAGACACCUUGACCAGAUCAGAACCAGGACAUCUCCGAACAGG